Messenger RNA from Rhizophagus irregularis DAOM 181602=DAOM 197198, 2418 nucleotides. RefSeq lists its product as uncharacterized. The record is from RefSeq and is a predicted model, not a curated record. Lineage: Eukaryota; Fungi; Glomeromycota; Glomeromycetes; Glomerales; Glomeraceae.
AUGGUGUCAAUAAAUUGUUUAUGCCUAGGAAAGACUUCUUUUGAUGAUACUUUUGUGGUUAACAUUGCUAAUGAUAGCGAUAUUUGUGGUUCUUUGAUCAAUAUUAACAAUUUAAGGAUUUCAGACCUCAAGUUCCUUAUUUGGAAUAAGAAAAAAGCUACGUUAGGAAUUAAUGAUUCUGACAUUAUGGAUCUUUGGAAGGUUAACAUCGCUUACAAUGAUGAAAACAAGCUUAAACAUGUUACUACUGAAGAUGAUAUUAAAAAAGAGCUUGGAGGCAAGAAGUUGGUACCCAUCCUCUUAGUUAAGAAACUUUUUUUGGAACAAUCGCUUGUAGAUGAGAACAUUCACGUCAUCGUACAAUUGCCCACUGCUGCUGAACCUUAUUGGAAUGAUGAUUCUUCUGUCUACGAGUGGAUAAAACAAUUCAAACCAAACCGUGGCCGAAACCUACUCGUUAAAACUUAUGGCAAAGACUUCAAGUUUCUUCAAAGAGAUGACACUAUUAAAGCCCUUUGGAAAGGCACAGUGAUAGCUGGAAUUGAAGCCCGAUUUAAAUAUCGUAAUGUAAGUGACAAAGGCCUUCAUCCAAUUCCUAUCUUAGUGGGUGGACCUGGAGUUGGAAAGAGCAGAUUUCUGGAUGAAGUUGAACGAUUGCUCGGUCAAUAUGCUAAUGAGUCUGACGAUGAAGAAAUACGGAAGGCUUUCACCAAUAUGACUGUCAUAAACACCACCUACGGGAAUGGAUCCCCUGCUGGAACUAUGGAUGUAAAUUUUGGUGCUGAGGCAUCACUUGCAAUUCGUAUUCUAUAUGAGUACUUUCGACCUAAUCAUAACUAUGGCAGUUUAGAAUUUUCUCAUUUUCAAUCACACUGCUAUAAUUAUUCGAAUAUUUCAAGCUUUACCCUGAGCACUGCUCUCCGAAUUAUUUAUGCUGAUGUUAUUAUACAAAAGAAACAAGAAAUAAAUUCUAAUCCUCUGCUUGUCCUGGUUCUUGGCAUUGACGAGUUCAACAAAUUGCAUGAUACCGAAAAAGGCAUCUGUAAGGAACUUAUUAACGCAAUUGGAGGAGUUAUGUGUCGUCCACCUCCAAACAUUUAUUUCAUUCCUAUUCUCGCUGGAACAAUUGAAGAACACUUAUAUGAUUAUAUUUCAGGUUCUAUGCAUGAAAUACUUCCCCUCCCACUACGCUUACUUAAUGAUGAUGAUGCAAUCAGAAUUGGUAUGAAAAUGAAUUUAUUUGAUGAUAAAUAUGUCAGACUGCAUCCUUAUUUUCGAAUAAGUAUUUGUGAUAUUGGAGGACAUGUGAGAACAUUGGAGUAUUACUAUGAGUAUUUUGCACAAAAAUUUGCAGCAGAACACAAAAAACUAAAAACAGAAAAAAUGUCAAAGGAAGAGAAAAUAGAAACAGCUGUUCAUAACGUGAAUAUCAAGAAAAUCAUGGAAUUUGUUAAACAAAAAAUUAUAGAUAAAUAUUCUCUUGAGCUAAACUCACAUUGGUUGACAAUACCACUUGCAAAGGCCAUAUUGGGUUUUCCAGUUAAAAAAAUGGAUACGAUCAUGCUCAACAAAAUAUCAAUGUCAUACCAGGAACUUAGCUCAAUGGGAGUUGUGAACCUGGUUCCAACAGAAGAACGUGGAGAAUACCUUAUUCGCUUACCUUAUGUGUGGGUAUGUGCAAUUGUUGAAAGUUCUGAUGACCAUGGGAUGAUGUAUUUGAAAUUCAUGAUGUUAAGAUAUGAUGAGCCAUGGCAGAAUUUUGAAGAUUUUAAUGCCAAGUUCUGGGCAUUACGCCUCAGACUCUUUCAUUUAAUAGGAUAUAAGCAGAUUAAGUUGAAGACUCUUUUUAAAGGUGCGGAUUUCUCUCUUAGUUUUCCAGAUGUUGAAGUUGAUUUACCUAAAAUUAUAGAUAUCAAAUUGUACAGAUCACUACAUCGAUACCCAGUUACUAAAACUUACAAGAAUAAUCAAGUGAAAUAUGAAAACAUGACAGAAGUAAGAAAUGGUUAUAUUGACCUUGAUUUACUGAAGGAAGGUAAUAUCAAGAGAUAUAUUGGUUGCUUAUUUUUUAAUGCGCCUGGGGAGGUUAACCAAGAAUUAUACGAUAAAACGUAUGAAAAGGUUGCUGAAGCUAUGAAUAAGGCUGAGGUGAAAGAAUGGGUUUUAUUAUUCUUAACGAAUGCAAAUAAAGAAAACAACCUGUCUAUAGAUAAUAAACCAAACAGUGCAUUAGUGUCUAUGAAAAACUUUCAAAAGUUUUAUGGAUAUACAUAUGCGAGUCGUGCACAAUUUGCAUCUGCAAACGAAAAAAUAUAUUUCAAUUCUGCACCUGUUGAGUCACUCACAAUUCUUGGCUUCAAUGAAGAAGAGAGAAAUAAUAUACGCCUUAAACGCAAAGGACACCCCGGAAAGGCUUGA